CGUGGCAAGCAAACAGUUCACUUCCUGUAUUUUGCACUGUCAUCUGUCUCACCGUACAUUUGUUUUAGGUCCGGCAGAUCAGACUUUGUAGCAGCGUUGAAGUAACCAUUUAGUACAAGGAGGGUGGGCUGAUGUCUUAGAUGAGGAGCCGGCUUUAGGAGCUCAGCGGCCGGGCUGGAGAGAUGGCGGCCAGGCUGCUGUUUGUGUUUCUCGGGGGGCUGCUGGAGGUCUGCAGCGGCGUCUCAGCAAACAGAGGGGGAUAUCCCUCUUUUACAGAUGAAAUUCCCUUUAAAAUCACCUGGCCAGGGGUUGAAUUCACGCUGCCAACUUCAGGUCCACUUUACAACGAAGAUGACUUUGUCAUCAUGACAACAACAGAGAAGGAGAAGUACAAAUGUCUCCUGCCUUCACUGACAUCUGGAGAGGAGGAUGAUGAUAAGGAUUACAGCGGGCCCAGUCCCGGUGAACUGUUGGAGCCACUGUUCAAACGAAGCAGCUGCUCCUACAGAAUUGAAUCAUACUGGACAUAUGAAGUAUGCCAUGGAAAGCAUGUAAGACAGUAUCAUGAAGAGAAAGAGACGGGUCAGAAAAUAAGUGUACAAGAGUACUUCCUGGGGAACAUGGCCCAGAAGAGCCAGUUGACAGAGACAGAUAAUGCUGAGGUAGAAAAUGUCAAAUCAACAGCUGAAACAGAGGUGCCCACUAAGAAUAUAGAAGGUCAGCUAACUCCCUACUACUCGCUGGAGAUGGGAAAUGGGACUCCUUGUGUGCUUAAACAGGAUGAGCCUCGCUCUGCGUCUGUGCUUUACGUCUGUCAUCCAGAGGCCAAGCAUGAGAUCUUGUCUAUUGCUGAGGUCACUACGUGUGAAUAUGAGGUGGUGGUUUUGACACCGCUGCUUUGUGCUCACCCGAAAUAUAGGUUCAAGUCCUCCCCGGUGAAUGCCAUCUUCUGCCAGGCUCUGGCAGGCUCCCCUCUGCGGCCUCAGCGACUCGCCCAGUUGGAUAAGGAGCAAGAGGAGCAACUUAAACCACCUUUCGGUGCCACCUCUGAGACCAGAGAGGAGGAGGUAUCACCGGUGAGAGAAGAGGGCUUCACUGCCACACACAAACCCAUGACUGUUGGAGGGCAGUCACAAGUCACUGUAGGCACUACUCACAUCUCUCGUCUGACAGAUGAACAGCUGAUCAAGGAGUUCCUCAGUGGCUCAUACUGUCUGCAUGGGGGGGUAGGGUGGUGGAAAUAUGAGUUCUGUUAUGGAAAGCAUGUCCAUCAGUAUCAUGAGGAUAAAGAGCAAGGAAAGAACACUGUAGUGGUGGGGAGCUGGAACGCAGAGGAGCACAUUGAGUGGGCCAAGAAGAAUGUCGCUCGAUCCUACCAGCUCAAAGAUGGAGUGCAGAAAGUCAAGUUAGUUUCCCACUUUUAUGGCCAUGGGGAUGUGUGUGAUCUGACUGGAAAGCCCAGACAGGUCAUUGUCAAGCUCAAAUGUAAGGAGUCAGAGUCUCCCCAUGCUGUCACAGUCUAUAUGCUGGAGCCUCAGACCUGUCAGUACAUCCUUGGGGUUGAGUCUCCAGUUAUAUGCAGGAUUCUUGACACAGCUGAUGAACAUGGACUCCUGUCAAUCUCCAGCUAAUCGGACAAAGAUCGUACGACAGCAACUGCACAUGAAGGACAAGGAGAGGACAGAGAGAUGCACUUGACGAGAGAGCUCACUUAUCAUAAAACAGAAGCCUGUUGGAGCGAGAGAGAAGCCCAUGACACUGUGAGGUUGAACUGAGGUUAAACUUGAUCCUGGACUUGGCGUAUUCCAAGCAGCACACAGCCCCAGUCCGUGCUGUGAACCGUGUGAUGGGCAACGCUACACUGCAGCAAAUACAGCAGGCUAGCUCAGACUAUGUGAAAACACAGUGACUGAUGCCUCACUCCAAUGGACUUAAUGCCUAUGCUUCAUAUCUAUGCUUAACUUUGUGCUGAUUAAAUGCAAGCAAAUCAAGGGACUGAUAAUCAGGAGAAUCGAUAUUCACAGAGGUUUAUUGUCUUUAAGUUGUGUAUUUGUGUGUGUGAUACGAAGCGAUUAGCAACUAACCUGACUGUGGCACUUUGUACAUGUAAGGUCUGUGGGAAAAAAGCAAGUCUGAAGAUGUUUUGUAGCAGUCAGAAUGUGUGCUGUGUUAAUUUACAGGAUAAGUGAGUAACUUGUGCAUUAGGGGGCGCUAUGGAGUUGCAACAAAGU
This is a messenger RNA of Monopterus albus (swamp eel), 2231 nucleotides long. It is a transcript of the gene erlec1, whose product is annotated as endoplasmic reticulum lectin 1. The coding region runs from base 183 to 1631 and encodes 482 amino acids. NCBI's taxonomy places the organism in Eukaryota, Metazoa, Chordata, Actinopteri, Synbranchiformes, Synbranchidae. Gene Ontology annotation, biological process: retrograde protein transport, ER to cytosol; ERAD pathway; endoplasmic reticulum unfolded protein response. Gene Ontology annotation, cellular component: endoplasmic reticulum lumen. The transcript has 14 exons. The record is from RefSeq and is a predicted model, not a curated record.